AACAAAUAAUCAGUAUUUAAAGUUCAAUUGUGGUAUAAUCCUGAUUAUGACAUUUGUGUGCAUCAUUUUGAAUGAAUCUAUAGUUGAAUUUAUGACAUAUAUACGAUAAAAAUGACAUAUGGCGAAAGGCAAUUUUUCAUACGUCGUUUUUGAAACUUCUAUUAUUACGUAUAUUAAACUUUUCGAUGACACAUUGUAUUGUAAGAUCAAUAUUUCGAUGUAUCGUUUUCGUAAGAAAUGAGAGAAAAGCCAAGAAUAAAAGAAAUAAACGUGAAAAAAAACUAAUUACCUAGACAUUUUCUAUAUACAUAUUUGUAUUGGUAUAAUAAGUUAACCUGCAACAAGUGAACAUGUUAACUAUCUAAGAAAACUAUUUUUUUAAUAAUAUAUGAAAAAUUCAUAAUUUUGAUAGUGACAUUUCUUAUAGUAUUAUGUAAUUAAAAAUGACUGGAUUAUUGGGUUUUUUUAUAGGCUUUUUUAUAUUGUACUGUCAUUUUACUUGGGUAAUCCCAAGGUUGUUAUCAUGGCUAGUAAAAAGAAAAUAUAAAAUCCAUUUAAGGGUUGGUCAUAUUUCAUUACCGUAUUUUAUUCUCCGUGAUGUCAAUAUAUCUAAGAAUGGCUUUACGUUGCAAGUUGAAGAAAUAAGUGUUCGCAGUAGUUUAUUCAGCAGCGAUGUAGCUAAAUUAUUAGCAGUAGUUAUGCGUGAUGUUAGAAUUAAUAAAGAUGUUCCUAUUGAAUCUAACCAUCAUUCCAAUAAAACAAGUAAAUUAUUAGAUUUUAGGGAUAAAAAAAUUUCACCGAUAAUCAUAACAUUUGUACAGUUUAUGGCAGUACAUAUUGAAAAUUUGAGUCUUCUUGCACUUGGUAAUGGUUGGUUAGCUAAUGGCAGUGCAGAAAGUCUUAGUUUGGAUGGCAGUGUUGUUCAUGGAGCACGUACUCUACUAGCAUCUGCUACAGUUUCUGGAGGAGCGAUGAAACUAUUAAGACAUGCAUCUGAUGCUUGCUUGUCACAAAUCACAUUUGCUGGUACAGCAGAAGCAACUCUUAAAGCUCAAGGAGAAAUUUCGGUCGAGAAAUUGUAUGUUGGUGUGACACAAACGGAAGGCUCUGGAGGGCCAGGUCUUAUGCAGUUUUUAAGAGAUAGAAAAUCAUUAAGAACUGGUGCUUCAUACUCUAAUAUAGAUAACAAUUCUACUGAUAAUUUACUGGCUAGAUUAGCACCAAUAAUACCAAAGGACUUUAUGUUGAAAAUAGGAAAUUCCUCUGUAAUCGCAGGACGAGAAGAUGGUGGUAUUGUUGGUUUAGAAGGCAUAUUGAAAGGAUUACAAGCUAUAGCUAAAUUUCAACCACAUAGUCCUCAAUUAAAUUUUACUGUUAAUUUGGAAGGAUUAUCCAUUCGUGGAAAAUUUCCCGUUGUUACUUUGCAAUCAUUACUAAUAGAUGCAAAAAUGGAGCAAGAUAUUUUACAAAUAUCAGUUCAAUUGAGUAGUCUUUUAAUCUUUUAUGAUUACAAAGAUUGGGAAUCAAUAUUGCAAAGUGCACAAAAUGAAAUAUCUAAGCCUGUCGAUCGCGUGUCCUUAACUAGAAAACUGCCAUGGGUUGAAGUUAAGAUAAAUACUGAAUUAUAUGACUCAUCUUUGGUUGUAAAACUUCCUGAUGCACCAGAGGCUUCUUGUGGAGUAGCACACGUGAAAUUUUCUUUAAACACAGUUCUAGGUGAAGUAGUAGAUUGCAAUACAGAAUUGGUAAUAGAAUCUUUAUUUUGUGCUUUAAAUGGAGCUGUUACAAAUAAUCUUGAAACAUCUCAUUGUUGGGGUAGUCCUCUUUCAGUCGGUGUGCUAUUAGCAACAACUCGUACAAAUGCUAUAGGAAUUGCUGUAGAUGCUCUUGUAACAGAAUGGAGCUUGGAUCUCGCCCGAUUCCUUGAGCAAGCUUUUAAAUGUUGUAAAAAAUAUAUAAAACCUACAAAAGAAAAAAUGAAGAGAUCAGAAAAUACUACUCAAUUAAAUCUUAAAGUUACUAAUUGUAAUAUAUUUUUUAUUGCUGAAAAUGAGUUAUGUAUUAUGAUGCGCCUUGAUACUGCAAGUAUGGAGAAUAAUGUUAAACGACUAGUAGCGGUUGCUGAAGGAGUGAGCGCUAUAACUCUCAAUAAAUAUGAACCAGUUGUUUGUCAACAUGCACAAGCUUUAACUCAUCCAUUUUUAGCUAUACGAAAAUGUAAAUGUGCUAUUACUUCAGAUACUAUAAAUAUAAGUCUUGAUGGCACAAGCGUAGCAUGGAGUCCUAACUUACAUUUACGUCUUUUAUUAUUUUGGAUGGAGUCUAAAGAUUUUAGAUCAAUUAUAUCCAAAGAAACAUUAACAAAUGAAGAUGUAGGUGCUCAAAGAAAAAAGCGCUUUAUAGAUUUACUUGCUACUGGAGGAAUUACUCUUUCGAUUGAUAUUUCGCCAAAGCAUUUCUUAGAACUUUCUUCGGAUCAGCUACGUUGGGUACAGGGUGAAUGGAAGCUUAAUUAUAUCCGUGCAACAUUAGAUAUGGCUGAUAUAAUUAUGAUUGAAGGAUUUGAAUUAGUCAGAGUGUCUAAUAAUGAAGAAGUACGUUUAGAGAGACAAAAUAAUGAAGGGUUUUUCUUAGAAUGGAAUGAAACCUGGGCUCUCAAUAUUGAAUCGGUUAAAGCUUGUUUUCCUUAUGAACAUCAAUUUACUGAAGCUAUACAAAAUGAACUAUUUAGUAUUAAGAGAUGGUUAAAGGACAUUCAUUCAACAGGAUUGGUUAAACAACAGCAUUUGCCAUGUGAUCUAAUUAUAAAAAUUAAAGAAUGGAUUUUUGAAGUGAGCGAUGAUCCAUUUGAAGUUCGAUUAAGGGAUAAUUAUGAACUUUUAGAAGACGAAUAUAAAGAAAGUUUAAAACGUCAAGCAAUGCUGGAUGCUAAAGUAGAAGAACUUUGUCGCGCUCAUUUACUUCUUCCACAAGGCAAAGUAGAAGAGUUAUAUGCUAGUCUGAAUAAGAAAAAUGCAGAAAUAUAUGUACAGAGGUGGAAACAAAUGCAACGCGCAGGACCAGCAAGAACAAGAUUAUUUGCUUGGUCUAUGUUAGAUUUAGAAAUAUUGGCCUUAGCUGAUCCAACUAUAAAUGGCACGGAAAAUGCAACUAAAGCUAUAAGAGAAAUGGAUCCAGAAACUCCUUGGCCUGAAGAUGGUUUAGAAUUCAAUACACUUUGGGUUAGAGGCGUCAGUUUAAAAUGUGCAGAAUGGAAAUUACAAUUGCGAGAUUUUCCUCAACCACUGCUAUUAGUCGAAAGUCUUAGUAUUUGGGGUCGAUUAGCUGGUGCGGAAGCUGUACCACCACCUAGAGCUAGACGUACAGUACGAAUUGAAAUUGGACCACCAUGGGAUGAUAUUGUAGUAGAAAGAGGAAUGACGUCUCUAAAGUACUAUCAUGAUCUUAAUUGGGAUAUAGAUAAAUUUAGAUAUGCAUUUGGUCCAUGUUGGGAACCAGUAAUAGCACAAUGUAAUCUUAGUUUUGAAAAGAUAAUUCAUCCAUCACGAGAUCCCAGUCCUCCAUUACCAUUUUGGGAUAAAAUGAGAUUAGCCCUUCAUGGAAGAAUAACUCUUUGUGUGAAACAAUUAACUGUUUUAUUACAUGGCUCUUUAGAUCCUUAUAAUACUACAGAAGAAAUGGAAUUAACAUGGACAGGUUUAGAACUUGAUUGGACACAAGGAAAAAUUAUAAUAAAAGGAGAUUUCGAUGUAUAUGUUCGCACGGCCAGCAAAUAUGAUGAUUGUAGAUUGUUACAUUUACCUAAUGUUAAAUUAAGUAUGAAAUUAGCAUGGGUUUGCUUAGGUGAUCCAAGAGAUCAUCAUGCUGCAAUACCUUGUGCUCCAGACAGAUUGCCAGAGUAUUCUAGCAAUCAAGAACACGAUUCUUUCCGUGCAUUUCGUUCACAAAAUUUAAAUGUUAGUUUAUCUCUAGAAACCAAACCUACUGGAUCUCCCACAUUGACAAGUGCACCAACAGCUUUGCUUUACGGUAGUACUUUAAGAUGGUUUGAGAAUUUAAAAUUUAUAUUAUCAGGUGCAACAAGGCCUACAAGAAAAGGUCCAUUAUUUAAGAAUAUCAGACCAAGAAAAAAACAAUUAAGCAGGCACUACAGAAAAGUUAGAUUAACAUUAGCAUUUCACCGUUUUCAUGUAAGUUACUGGAUGUCUUUUGCUAUGCAGAGAGGAUUUGAAGUAACUGGUGGAAAGGUAGCAUGUAGCUCUGAACAUAAUCUAUCUCUUCAUCCAAUUGACGAUGGCCUCAUACACCGUCCAAGAGCAGAAUGGUCUGUUAUUUAUAUGAAUUGUGAAUUGAAUGAUGCAGAAAUUUGGCUUAAAAGUGCAUUAGAAGAAGAAGAAGAAAGUACUUCGUUACGACAACCAGUUGAAAAAUGUUAUUGCCUAAGUGUUGCUCGAGUUAGUUAUGGAAGAGAAGCAAUGGUCACAGGAGUAAGUGGCGAUAAUCCAACUCAUCGUUUAGCUGUACAUGAUUUGAAAGGAGCUUGGACUAAAACAAAUAGAGAUGUUGCAUUUGCUCUAUUUGAUUCAUUUAUUAAAACACAGCAACUUAAAAAGAAUUUAUCAACUGCGGCUCUAAAAGGUUUUCACAGAGAAAGUACUUCUACACCACAUAAAAAUAGAAUUAGAACUGUUGAAUCAAAAAAUACACCUACGCAAACAACACCAUCAACAUCUUCUAAACUACAACAAGGAGAAGCUGCUGGAAUGUUGCAAAGAUUAAUUGCUGAAGCUGCUAAUAAACCAGUAGCAUUCAGUGAUGAUUUAUCAGUACAAACAAGAGGUCAACAAUUGCGUGGACUUGCAGCGUGCCACCAGGAUGACGUUUUACACAAAAAUUGGCUUAUUGCAUUAGUGAAUAGUCAAGUAUUAUUGAAAGGAAUCGAAACACGCGGAUAUGUAAUUUUAUCAGCAGCAAAAGCAGAAAUAUUACAAAGGGUUCAUCGACCAGUAUGGAAAGAAAGAACACUUGUUUCAAAAACAACAUGGGUUGGUUCUUUAGAAUGUAUGCAGUAUUAUGCUACAGUUAGUGCAAAUAUUGAUGAUAAUAUUGAUGACAAUAUUAUGUGGUUAACAUUGGAUAAUAUACAGGAAAAAGAUUCUACUGUGAUAGCGGGUUUACCAGAUGUACCAGCACUUGUAGGAUCAGGUCAAAGUGUAGGUGGUGUGGUUAGUCAGACUGUUGGUGGUGCUGGUGGACCACAACAUCAAUUGCAACGUAUUGUAUCAAGAUGUAAAUGCGAGUUUUUUUAUGUUGGGUAUGGUCAAGCUUUAGAUGUUGGAUCUGUAGAUAAUAUUCUACCACCACCAAGAGAAGAAGUUAGCUUAUGGGAAAGAAAGGAAUUUUCAGCUGCAGAUGCAUUUACAUUAAUGCAUCAUGAUUUAGAUGUAUGCACAAACUCCUUACAAUAUGCAAUGAUUUUGGAUAUUGUAAAUAAUCUGUUAUUAUAUGUAGAGCCUCGCAGAAAAGAAGCUUCUGAACGAUUACAAAGAAUGAGGUUUCAAUUACAAUUACAUUCUGUUGAAGAUCAAAAACGACCUAUACAACAAUUGCAAAAUACUGUACGUGGAUUAGUUGCUAAAUUAAGGAGAUUAGAACGUGAAACAUAUCUAGUACAAAAAGCACUUGCCGAGGAAUCAAGUUCUGAUUUAUUGGUUGAAAUGGAGCGAUUAGAAGCACGAGUUUUUGAAUGUAAAGAACAACUUAGUGCAAAAGCUGAAGAACUUGAUGUAAUGUUAAGUUGUUAUAAAGAAACUACUGCACCACCGAGUGCUUCAACAACAUUAAAAGAUAAACCAGCAGCAGUGGCAAGAGUUGCAGAAAUUUGUUUUAAACAUGCACAAUGGAGACUUACUGACGCGGAUGGUCAGUUAGGUAUAGCAGACUUAAUUCUGACUAAUUUCUUAUAUACAAAAACAAGUAAAACAGAUGAUUCGGUGGAACAUCUUUUGGAAUUAGGAUAUGUUAGAAUGACAAAUUUAUUACCCAAUCAAAUCUAUACAGAAGUCUUGACUCCGACCGAAUUACAAAGUAAUAUGCCUGUUGAUAGGCAAAGAGCUCUGAGAGUGUUUUGUAGAGAGAAAGCACCUGUAGCUGGUAUUUCAGUAAAGGAACAUUUCGAAAUUAAUGUAGUUCCUUUAACAAUUGGAUUAACAAAAAAAUUCUUCAAUACAAUGCUGAAAUUCUGCUUUCCGGAAAGAGAUCCGGAAGGGAUAGAGGAACCACCAGCACCGCAACGAGAUUCAUCAUUUUAUGUACCCAUUGAAAGAAGAGAUGAUGUAGAAAAAAUGAAGGAGAGAGCUGAUAAAAAUAAAUUGUUUAUAUACAUUAAAAUACCAGAAGUACCUGUUCGUGUAUCUUACAAGGGCAAUAAAGAGAAAAAUUUAGAAGACGUUCGAGAUUUUGCAUUAGUUAUACCGACAUUAGAAUAUCAUAAUGUUACUUGGACAUGGCUUGAUCUUUUAUUAGCCAUGAAAAGUGAUUCUCGUCGUGUGAUAUUAAGUCAAGCCAUUAAACAAAAAUUACAAAUCAAACCAAGGGGUCCACAAGAAGAAUCAGCUCCUCAGGAGGAAGAUAAGGCUCGUCUUCUUUUAGGUACUCGUCAUCUUCCUGGUGAUGCAAAAAAAAGAAAUGUUUUUAAAUUUAAAUAAGUAUACUUUUCGAAUUUUGUUCUAAAAAUUAUUUAAUAGUAUUUCAAUGUAUUAUUUAUUAUUAUAGAAUAUUUAAACGAAUCUACAGAAACUAUAUUAUGUAAAUCAAACUAUUUUGUGCGUUACAAAAUAGUUGUAUAUGAACGUAUGAUAAAUAUUGUGCGUAGCCUUUUAUAUGUAUAUUCGUAGAUAUUGAAUAACUUAUUUUGAAGUAGAUUUUUAAUAAGUACUGAAUAAAUUAUGCUAUGCUUCAUUUGAAUAUUUAUUAUUGUAAUAUAUAAUAUUAGUCUUUCUAUAUAUUGCUAAUAAAUACGUAUUAUAUAUUUUUUACUGUAAACAGUUAGGAAAAAGUUGAAUACACAUAAUAAUGUUUCAUGUAAUCAUGUUUAGUACGUUUAUGUAAACGCUUGUACAAAAGAAAAAAACUUAUAAAUAAUAAUUCUGCUAUAAUUAUUUUGCAGUAUUUGGCAAUAAAUAUUCAAUUAAUAUUUAUUAUUUGUUAUAAAUUGGUUGUGUGAUAUUCAUACAU
This is a messenger RNA of Polistes dominula (European paper wasp), 7236 nucleotides long. It is a transcript of the gene hob, whose product is annotated as bridge-like lipid transfer protein family member hobbit. The record is from RefSeq and is a predicted model, not a curated record. Lineage: Eukaryota; Metazoa; Arthropoda; Insecta; Hymenoptera; Vespidae.